AUGCUUAAAAAGAAAAAGAUUAUCGAGAACGAUGAAUAUCACGAGAUGAUGGAGGUGACCAAGGAGAAGAAAAAGAAUCAGGUGUUGUUCCUUCUCAAGAAGAUAUCCAGUGCCGGGGAUAACGCCUUUUUAGCGUUAUUGGAGUGCCUCAAGGCGAAGUACAGAGACUUGGCAGAGGCAUUACUAGCCACUCUGGAGAGGGAAGAUGAGGUUUAUGCGAAAGAAGUCCGCAAAAAAGGUAUUGCAAGAACGAGCUUCAAGCGUGCUAUGCAUUCGAAUACUGAGAGGUUUAAAAAGGUCGUGGGCUUUGAUGUCGGAACGAAAAAUGAUGCGGGCACAUGGGACAAGAUCAAAACUAAGCUAUUGGAGCUACGGGAUAAAUAUACCGUGGAUACACUGGAGUUGCUUCGAACGUUGGAAGUGAAGAGCGUCCUCACCCACAUGGAGGAGAAGCAGAUUCGUGAAAUACGAGACCUGAAGCUGCAAUAUGAUGUGCUCUUCAUCAUCCUCUUUUCAAAAAAUCCGCAAAUAUACUUCCCCAUUUUCCUCCAGGCACUCGCUCACAUGGACAGAGAGGAUGCCAAUAAUUUCUUGGAAGAAAGGACUAACGCAACACGAUCAAAUUAUUCACCUUUGACUGAACUGAUGAUGCCUGAACUGCGGAUCGAUGACCUGAACCACUGUGGUUCAGGGCAUCAAUCCGCAAGUGUGAAUCGCGGUGGCGUCCACCUCAAAGGGGAUUACGUGGAGAAGAAGAAAAAGAUCAUCAAGAACGAUGAAUAUCACGAUAUGAUGGAGAAGACCAAGGAGAAGAAAAAGAAGCAGGUGUUGUUCCUUCUCAAGAAGAUAUCCAGUGCCGGGGAUAACGCCUUUUUAGCGUUAUUGGAGUGCCUCAAACCGAAGUACAGAGACUUGGCAGAGGCAUUACUAGCCACUCUGGAGAGGGAAGAUGAGGCUUAUGGGAAGGAAGUCCGCAUUCGUUUAAAAUGGCAGACGAGUGAAAACGUGACUGAAAGUCAUCAGAGGGGUUCAAAACGGAAGAACGCGCAGGUGGAUGGUGAAGAAGGAUCGAAGGAUGACACGAUUUCAGAUGGAAGUGCAAUCACUCAACCUUCGAAGAAAUUCAAGGCGGCUCAUGAGCCAUCCGACGUUUCAGAUUCCAAUGCAGCAAGUUCAUCCUCCUCAUCCCUCGCCAGCACGGAUUCCAGAGAGCCAGCAUCAAAAUCUGACGGCGCCCAUUCUUCAAAAGGGCCAUCCGAAAAGGGUGUAUGCAAGUGUGACUUUUUCAGAACACUCGAUCAAGUAACUACUCCAUCCGAAUGCAAACGUGACGACAGUUUCGACAUCCGGCACUCUCUUACUGUGUGCAUGGGAGAUGACACAAAAUUAUCUCUCAAGGACGCAUCUGAAGAAUAUAUUAAACGGUACUACCCAGAGGCAGGGAAAACUCAUUAUUCACUCCCAGCCCUGAUUCUUCUUGAAGAAGAGGUCUUCAAGGACCUGGUUGAUACAAACGCAGCGCACGAGCACAAUGAGGAAGAAGACGAACUAUCGAAACUUGUACCUUACCAUGCAGCCAAAGCCAAGGUUUUCAAGCGUCUUAAAGAUAUUUGUGGCAUUAAUCCGUCUCUAUUGGUUUCCGACUACAAGUUCCCUGAUACAUUCAACAAAUGCGAGGCAUAUAAUCGUGCCCUUGCCAAAAAUCCACAACUAAGAAGAGAGCGUCCAUUUCCUGAACUUGAUAGCGGUGCUCACGGAAGUUUUUUGUCUUACCCGGCUGGAAACAAGGUUUACAACAUUUUCUUCCACAUUAGAAAGACAUCCUUGUCAGAUAAUGAGCAAACAGUCAAAGACAAUGUUAAUGUAGCCAUCUGUGAAUGUGACAAAGACAGAAAAGUGUUUACGACGAUGUGUGGACCGUUCCUGGGUUCUCCAGCGAUAAUCGUCGCCUUUCCAUGCUUUCCUUUCAUGAGUAGAGAUGCUUUGAACAAUAUUCUAAGAUGUGCAUCAUGUCCGCAGAAGGUCUUGACGAUAGAUGAUCUCUGGACUCCAGAUGCUCUGCGGAGAUUUCUCCAAAGGAAUGGUGUAGCGGAACUACCCUCACUUACCGAAUGUUCUACAAUAGCAAAAAAUGUGUUCGUGGAAAUUAAUUCCCUCUAUAUAUGUGCUGCCUCUUCUAUACCUAUGCUACGGACUGAUCGAGAAGUUAUACAAGUCAGCGAUGGCCAAAUGGAGAAGACGAUGUUCAUCUUGACUCCGGAACAGAAGAGACUCAUUGAAGAGGAUGAAGAAUCGUCAUGGCUUCUUCUUAUUGCGGGAGGGUCGGGUACGGGAAAGACCCUAGUAUUGAAAGAGAGAGCAAAGCGGCUCGCGAAGAAGUACCCUGAUGAAGUUGUUACAGUGUUGAAUCUUCCCGGUGGAGACCUCACUGUCGACUUCAAAGAUUACUUUAAAGGACAGGGGAACAUAUCCGUACAAGAUGGGGUGAAGAUUAAAGUUAAAGAAGACUGCAAGGGAAUAUUUGGAUUCCUCGAAAGAUAUGGAAAGAGGAAUCACGUACUGCUGGAUGAAGUUCCUCUUACUCUGGAGAGUAAGAGGAGCUUAAGCCUUCAAACUAAGAUGUGGACGGAAAUCUCCAAGUACAAGGCCGAUAUCCUCGGAUAUUAUCCGGAUAACAUCGUCAUCUUAGAUGUUAACGAUUGCAAAUGGAAGAAUUACAUCCGCAUGAUAUCUUCCUGCCACAAACAUGUGAUAAUAGUUAUGGAGGAUGAAGCCUGGCAAACUGGAAAGUAUUCCCAAAUAAGCCAGAAGCAAUCGAUAGAGGAAAAGAGAGUGCCCGACUCGGCAAGGAAGAUGUUCGAAGAAGGCUUGCAGGACAAGUUGGAACGUGGGUGGAAAACCAAAGAACAAUUGGAUCUACUGAGCUUAUGCAAGAUGCCCACGAUUUAUCAACCUCUUAAAGUGAAUUACACCGGUCGUAUGAAUCAAGAGGUGCGUUCCGACCCUGGUGAUAAUAGCAGUCCAUCAAAUCUCACUGUCAUCAUUGGGUCUCCUUCUUCUGGAAAGAGCACGCUAUUGUUUGAAAAAAUCAAGAAUCUUGCUCAGCCACGCCGAGAUAAUAAUUUUAUUCUGUUGUUUCUUAUGGGGAGCGCGUUGAGUCAGCAAAUGAUGGAGGAGCUCAUUCAUGAACACGUGGAGGGACAUGUGGGUGUGUUAGAUAUUGUUCGAGUACAGGAAUUGUGUCCCCAUCUUAUCAUCGACAAUGAGCGGAUUGACGAGGCAAGGCGGAAGUAUUCAAACGAUUCAACUAUUCAUGUCCAUGUGGACGAUUAUCACAUCCGAGGCAAGAACACAGAAGAAGAGAUUAAUUGUUGGAGGUCCGUCCUACAAAAUUUGCAAAACGAUAACUCAAGGCUUACGCUAACGAUCACCUUCAAGUCCCAUGCCCGAGCCGGACGAUUUAUUUCAGUAAAGGAACUGGAAACUUUUUUCAAGGAAAAUAAUGUCGAAGUGCUCAUCCUUCCUGAAUCGAGGCCACUUCCCUGGUGCACAAGCAACUGGCUGCUCAGUCACAUCUUCGAGAAUGAAACCAACACCCCAUUGCGACAGAAUGCCAGAAACCUCCCCACAGCGUCGCGUGCUAGUGCCCUUGUUGAAGGCCCCAAACCCAAGUACAUCAGCCUGAAAUACAACUGCCCCGGAAAACAUAACAGUCUUUUGUGCAGGGGGUCGAAACAUUGUAUGCCGUAUAUAGGUGCAUAUAUCUGUUUCCAUUCCGAACUGACGUUGACACAGUUGAAAGAAAAAUCCGUGUUCGUUCUGAUGUCAAACGUAAAGUUGAAGGAUUAUCUCAAAUCAUCUCUAAUGGGAGACAGGCGAUCUGAAGUAGAAGGCAGAGCCGAAGACUUUCAGUUUUUUGAGCCUAGAAAAUUCAGAGGGUGUGAGUCCAGUGUCAUUCUCACAGUGAACGUAGAAGAUACCUGGCUUCUAGAGAGCAUUUCCAGAGCCCGAACGAUGCUUUUCAUCAUCGACUGCUUGCCAGAUCAUCUGCAAGUCUGGCGCACAAUGAAAGAAGUGGGACGUAUAGAUGAGGUGGAAAUCCCACAAACUGCCAUCGAGGAAAAAGUGCUCUCCAAGCUAGAUGAAAUUGGAUGCUUCUUGGAAACAGAACCAAACAAACGGGUGAAUUGCAGGCAAUGUGGACAUCAAUUUUCCAGGAAGGAUUUUUAUCAUCACCGUAAAGAAGCGCAUGACCGGAAGGCUUUGCCGCAUGAUAGAGGCAACAAGGAGGAUAGGCACAUUCCUCCUUCAUGUGAACAAUGUGCUGAAGUGCUGAAGUGCUGAAGUGAAAUGAAUAAAAAACAGCUGCG
Molecule: messenger RNA, 4370 nt
Organism: Darwinula stevensoni
Lineage: Eukaryota; Metazoa; Arthropoda; Ostracoda; Podocopida; Darwinulidae
Source: the annotation of a GenBank genome assembly